AUGUUGAAAUUAAGCUUGGCCAGAGCUGGAAAGUCCGUGUUCCACAAGAGCCCACUCCGAACCAGAGGUGCUGACAUUGUACAGGGAUUAAAGUUUUCGUCUUCAAAAGCCUUCCCCAGGCACCGCACUAAAUUCCCUACCCCUUUGAAGGUCACCGGUGGUCUUGGUAUCACAGGUGCUGUGUUGUAUUUUACAAAUCAAAUCUUCCAUGAUACCACCAAAAACACCAUUUCCAUCUGUGAGAGAGUAGGCGUAGUGACCGUGGCAACAUUCAGGUGCUUCAAGCUCUAUAAAGAUGCUCUUGAUGCUGAGUACCACACUCCUAGAGACCGAGAACUCGCAUUGAAGAGAACUCAUAAAAGAGCCGCCUAUAUCACGUUGAAAGCUCUUGAGACAAACGGGGGAAUCUUUAUUAAACUUGGCCAACAUAUCACCGCGUUGACCUAUUUGUUGCCCGAAGAAUGGACGUCUACUAUGAUUCCUUUACAAGAUCGGUGUCCGCAGUCCACGAUAGAAGAGAUCAGAGAAAUGUUCAAGUCAGAUUUGGAUGUUUCGUUGGACGAGAUGUUUAGUGACUUCAGUGUUGAGCCCGUGGGAGUAGCUUCUCUUGCUCAGGUUCAUAUGGCUACUUUGAGAAAUACUGGCCAGAAGGUGGCUGUUAAGGUUCAACAUCCUUCGUUGAAAAAGUUUGUACCUUUAGAUGUCAAGCUCACGCAGUUGGUGUUCGCCUUGAUGUAUAAAGUGUUCCCUGAAUAUCCGUUGACAUGGUUGGGUGAUGAGAUGCAGAGUUCUAUCUUUGUAGAGUUGGACUUCACGAACGAAGCUAGAAAUGCCCAACGCACUGACGAGUUUUUCAAGAACAGAAGAAGCAUCACCGCUUUGAGAAUUCCCCAAAUAGUGAGUGCAAACAAGCGUAUCUUGAUUAUGGAGUGCGUUAUCGGGUCAAGGUUGGACAACAUACAGUACUUAAAGACAAAUAAAAUCGAUCCAGCUGAAGUAUCUUCAUGCUUGUCUCACAUAUUCAAUAGUAUGAUAUUUGAACCUGGUGCUUCUUUACACUGCGAUCCUCACGGAGGGAACUUGGCCAUCAGAGCAUUGCCCAAGACUCAGUCGAAGAAUGGUCACAACUUUGAGAUUGUCUUGUACGAUCACGGUUUAUACAGAGAUAUUCCUCUUGAGAUGAAACGGGAUUACUCUCAUUUCUGGUUGGCUGUGCUUGAUAAGAAUGUUCCCGAGAUGAAGAAGUAUGCAGAGAAGUUUGCUGGUAUUGAAGGAGAACAGAAGUUCAAGAUAUUUUUGUCUGCAAUUACUGGAAGAGAUCCCAAUACUGCAAUGAACUAUGAUAUUUCCAGCAGGAGAACCGAACAGGAAUCUGCAAGUAUCCAAACACAGCUUCAUAGCACUGAAGGAGCACUUGAGGACUUGAUGAGCAUUCUUAGCCACAUGCCCAAGAUCGUGUUGUUAAUAUUGAAAACCAAUGAUCUUACUAGGCAUUUGGACGAGGACCUCAAGAGUCCAUUAGGCCCUGAACGUACCUUUUUGAUUCUUGCAAGGUACUGUGCUGAAACGGUUUACCUCGAAGCCAAAGCUCAAAUUCCACUAAGCACUAAGAAGUACUCUCUUGGAUGGUUGUCUCAAACAAUAAGUGCAUGGUGGUCGUACCAAAAGAGGCUCAACUCGUUACUAGUUUAUGAUGUCUACAUGAUGUUUGCCAACUUCAGGAAGUCAUUUAGUUAA
This is a messenger RNA of Yamadazyma tenuis ATCC 10573, 1737 nucleotides long. RefSeq lists its product as uncharacterized. Lineage: Eukaryota; Fungi; Ascomycota; Pichiomycetes; Serinales; Debaryomycetaceae. The record is from RefSeq and is a predicted model, not a curated record.